Messenger RNA from Hipposideros armiger (great roundleaf bat), 496 nucleotides. It is a transcript of the gene RPLP2, whose product is annotated as ribosomal protein lateral stalk subunit P2. The transcript has 5 exons. NCBI's taxonomy places the organism in Eukaryota, Metazoa, Chordata, Mammalia, Chiroptera, Hipposideridae. The coding region runs from base 105 to 452 and encodes 115 amino acids. Gene Ontology annotation, molecular function: structural constituent of ribosome. Gene Ontology annotation, biological process: cytoplasmic translational elongation. Gene Ontology annotation, cellular component: ribosome; cytosolic large ribosomal subunit. The record is from RefSeq and is a predicted model, not a curated record.
GGCUUCUGGGUAGCGGAUUAUCCCCGCCCCCCGCGCCAGCCCCUUCCUUUCCCUUCCGGACGCUGUCGAGGUCGCACGCGCGAGGGUUCUUCGCUGCCGCUGAGAUGCGCUACGUUGCCUCUUAUCUGCUGGCCGCCCUCGGGGGCAAUACCUCCCCCAGCGCCAAGGACAUCAAGAAAAUCCUGGACAGCGUGGGCAUCGAGGCGGACGACGACCGGCUCAACAAGGUCAUUAGUGAGCUGAAUGGAAAAAACAUUGAAGAUGUCAUCGCGCAGGGGAUUGGCAAGCUGGCCAGUGUCCCCUCCGGUGGGGCUGUAGCCGUCUCCGCUGCCCCAGGAGCUGCAGCUCCUGCUGCUGGUUCUGCCCCGGCUGCCGCCGAGGAGAAGAAAGACGAAAAGAAGGAGGAGUCGGAGGAGUCGGAUGACGACAUGGGAUUUGGCUUGUUUGAUUAGAAUUCUGUGCCCUGCAAAUUAAACUCUUUUUGUGUAUCUCUUGA